AUGGCUGCACAAACCAGUCACACACAACAGCUCAAUCCCCCUCACAUACACACGGCAUACCUGCUGGUGGUUCAAGAGAAAUAUGCUUUUCAUACAACAUAUACCCAGCAUUGUCUGCAGGCGGUGGAGAGGUUACAGUCUCGCUUGAAAGAAAAGAGAGCAGAUGUUCCUGCUGAGGAGAAGCUGAAUCUUCUGAAGGUGGUCCUACAGAGUCCUCUGUUUCACCAGAUCCUCGCCCUGCAGAAAUCAGUGCAGCAUCUGAAGGAGCAUACUCCAUAUAUUAACUCUGAUCUGAAGGGCAGCACUGAAGGAUUCUCAGCUCAGCUCAAUGGACAAACUUCAUCUGAAGAGUACAAACACAUCAUCCGCUCCAUGGCUCAGGGUCGGUACGUGACUCAAAUCGACCUGCUGAAGCCGGUAUCGGGCGGUUUGGGCUUCAGUGUUGUUGGCUUGUGUAGUGUGAACCGUGGAGAACUUGGCAUCUUUAUUCAGGAGAUUCAGGCUGGAAGUGUGGCAUACAGCGAUGGAAAACUAAAGGAGGGAGAUCAGAUACUGGCGAUUAACGGUCAGCUGUUAGAUCAGAGCGUCAGUCACCAGCAGGCCAUCAUUCUCCUGCAGCAAGCGUCGGACCGCGUGAGCCUCACUGUUGCCCGUGGGCCUGUCCCGCAGCUCUCCAGCCCAGUCGUGUCCAGGACUCUCAGUGCUGCUAGCACACUUUCAGCACACUCCAGUGCGACCCACUGGACUCACGUGGAGACGAUCGAGCUGGUGAACGAUGGAACCGGUUUGGGCUUCGGGAUUGUUGGUGGUAAAACCACCGGCGUUAUUGUCAAAACCAUCCUACCUGGAGGCAUCGCUGACCAGGACGGUCGCUUGCGCAGUGGGGAUCACGUCCUGCGGAUCGGUGAUACGGAUCUGUUUGGUCUGAGCAGUGAGCAGGUUGCUCAAGUGUUGAAACAAUGCGGAAACAGAGUCCGACUCCUCAUCAGCCGCGGGACAGCGGAUGAUGCUCCUCCCACUCCUGUCACCCUGCCGACCGUCACUGAGCAACAGGGUUUUGAGGAAGAGGAGCAGGGCUCUUUCGAUGUGAGCUUGACGAAGAACGCUCAGGGUUUAGGCAUCACCAUCGCGGGGUAUGUGGGUGACAAAACCUCAGGAACGACUCUUGACUGUGUGUUUGGUUUUGAGGAAGAGGAGCAGGGCUCUUUCGAUGUGAGCUUGACGAAGAACGCUCAGGGUUUAGGCAUCACCAUCGCGGGGUAUGUGGGUGACAAAACCUCAGACUCGCACAUCACUGAUGCCCCUGUGUUUUCAUGUCUAGAUGAGAGAGUGUUUCUCACUCCAGAGGAAAAUGCCAAACCUCAGCCUGACGGUCCUGAGGAGGAGCACACACUAAUGCAGAAGUGGCAGAAUGAGCUCGGCGUCUGCACUGAAGUCAUUGUGGCUCAAGUGGAGAAGUUCAGUGAGAACAGCGGUUUAGGGAUCAGUCUGGACGUGUGUGCCGGCCGUCACAUCCUCCGCUCAGUGCUUCCUGAGGGACCCGUCGGGCGAUCGGGAAAAAUCUGUAGUGGAGACGAACUGCUAGAGGUGAACGGCAUUGCCCUCAGAGGAGAGACUCAUAAAGAGGUUGUUGACAUUCUGAAAGAACUUCCUGUUUCUGUGACCAUGGUCUGCUGUAGACCCGCCCCUCUAAUGACUGACAGCCAAACUGACCAACCACGGCCACAGGAUAUGGCCACUGAUUCCAUCGUUCAGGUGCCGGGUGAGUUUGAGGAUUUCCUGGUCUCUGGCGAAUCAGAGGACAGCCUGAAAGAUCAUGUGACUGAAGAGCCCACCGGAACGCCGUUAGCGAUGUGGGAAACGGAGAUUCAGGACAUCGAACUAGAGAAAGGAGAGAGCGGACUGGGCUUCAGCAUUCUGGAUUAUCAGGACCCAAUGGACCCACUCAAGACGGUGAUUGUGAUUAGGUCGUUAGUUCCCGAUGGCAUAGCGGAGCGAGAUGGACGCUUGUUGCCAGGAGACCGUCUCAUGUAUGUCAACAACAUCAACCUGGAGAGCGCCAGUUUGGAAGAAGCAGUGCAGGCUCUUAAGGGAGCAAACAUGGGAGCCGUAAACAUCGGGGUGGCCAAACCACUGCCUACUGAGGAUGAGGAUGGCUCUUCCUCCUUCAUCUUCUCGGCUCUGCUGCUGACGGAGGGCUGUGAUGGUGAUGAGGAGGAUGAAGCUGUGUUCCGCGCUGAACCUGCAGUGAUCGACUCUAGUGAUUUAGACCUGUCUGAUGAAAAGGCUUUUGAGCGUCAUUUUCUGGAGGAGGAGGACGAGAUGCUGCAGUCGAUGAUCGCUGAGCAUGGCAGUAUCUGCAGCGCUGAUCUGACCUAUCAGAUGAACAGACCCGCCUCCACACCGAAGGAGGAGGAUUUGCUUCCAGAUGAGCCCGCAGACGAGGCCCAGCAGCUAAACGCCGCGGCGGGGAGCAGCUUCGAGAGGACCAUCACUGUGGUCAAGGGCAACUCCAGUCUAGGCAUGACAGUGUGCGCGCUGAAGGACGGGCCCGGGAUGCUGAUCCGCAGCAUCAUUCACGGCGGCUCCAUCAGCAGAGACGGCCGGCUCGGGGUCGGGGACCUGAUUCUGGCCAUCAACGGAGAACCGACAGGAAACCUGACCAACGCUCAGGCGCGAGCCGUGCUGCGCAAACACUCUCUGAUCAGACCAGACCUGGGAAUCACGUAUGUUCCUGCAGAAUAUUUAGAGGAAUACAGGGCGAGCCAGCAGCUCCAGAGUGAUGAUCUCUCUGAUGGCAAAAAUAACACUCAACAUCAGAUGGCCUCAGAUCUUCCAGAGAGAGAAGAUGGAGAGGGACAGGAGAGUGAACGACAGACAGCAGCUUCCAACAGCUGGAAUCUACCACGGAGAGUGGAGUUGCACAGGGAAGCUGGGAAAUCUCUGGGCAUCAGCAUUGUUGGUGGGCGGGGCAUGGGCAGUCGCCUUAGCAACGGGGAAGUGAUGCGGGGCAUCUUUAUUAAACACAUCCUGGAGGACAGUCCAGCGGGACGCAACGGCACACUGAAAACAGGAGACAGGAUUUUAGAGGUGGGCGGAGUGGAUCUGCGUGAUGCCAGUCAUGAGCAGGCGGUGGAGGCCAUCCGUAACGCUGCAAACCCCGUGGUGUUCGUGGUGCAGAGCAUCAUUUACAGAGACCGAAAACCUCCCGAAGCCCUGCUACAGCUGAAGCACUCAGAGCAACCCCUCCAUCCUUACCCCGAAUCCUGCUUUACAUACAAACCGCUACAGUGCCAGACAUCUGCGCUGGAUGCAGUGGAAGACAUUUCAGCCUUCGAUCUGAAGAGCAGCGGUGAGAAGGCCGUUGACACUCACAGUAGACCUUUCCUCCGUCUGUGUCCGACUAAUCCUUUCACUCCUACACCGUUUAAGCUGAAUCGAGAGGAGGGGAAAAGCUUCCUGUCGGCACCCGUCCUGUCGCUGCCUGUCGUUCCACAUGUCGGGGAAACAGAUUCGGACACGCUGACUGAGAUUCCCGACAGACUCGUUCUUCAUAACGACGGUGCUGAUGAGGAAGAGGAGGAUGAGUACGGAUACAGCUGGAGUGAGUCUCACGUUCGCUGUAACACACAGCAGCCAGCAGAGGGUACCGAUCACACUGACUCUCACUGGACUAGAUUCAGAGAGAGACACUGUACACUGCAAAUAAACGGUCAGGUUCUGUACGGCCGCAGUCAUCAGAACGCCUCUGCCAUCAUUAAAAGCGCCCCUUCAAAGGUCAAGAUCAUCUUCAUCCGGAACAGAGAUGCUUUGAGUCAGAUGGCUGUCGGGCCGAUGAAGGAGACGGACUCACCGGACUCACACACAGAGACUGAGACGCCCAGCUCAACACUAGACGUGGUCCAGCACAUAACUCUUCCUGUGGAGGAUGGAGGGCUGGGUUUGGUCCUGAAGGAGGAUGACAGCAGGAGCGGAUGCAUCAUUCAGCGUCUGGAUGAGAACGGAGCGGCUGGAAGGGUGAUGUCACUGCUGCAGAAAACCCAGCACUCAGUGAAACUCACCAUCUGCACCGACUCCGCCUCCCAACCCUCCUCAUCCAAUCAGAUUAGCUCGGGAUCAGUCGCUGGAAGCAGCCUUCCGCUGGUUUCUCAGACAUCAUCAGAGACAGAGCCAAUCAGGAAUUCGAGCAGAUGCUCCACACCGGCGACUUUGGCGUGUGAUCCGGCGACGUGUCCCAUCAUCCCCGGCUGUGAGACCACUAUAGAGAUCAGCAAGGGCAGAACAGGACUGGGGCUGAGCAUCGUGGGCGGCUGUGACACGCUGCUGGGCACUAUAAUAAUUCACGAGGUGUACGAGGAGGGAGCCACGUCUAAAGACGGCCGUCUGUGGGCAGGAGACCAGAUUCUGGAGGUGAGCGGUGUAGAUCUGCGUGUGGCGACGCACGACGAGGCCAUCAAUGUUUUGCGGCAGACUCCGCAGCGCGUUCGUCUGGUGGUCUUCAGAGACGAGGGUCCGUAUAAGGAGGAGGAGCUGUGGGACUCGCUGAGCGUCGAGCUUCAGAAGAAACCAGGCCACGGCCUCGGACUCAGCAUCAUCGGGAGAAGGAGCGACACAGGGGUGUUCGUGUCGGACAUUGUGAAGGGUGGAGCGGUGGAGACAGACGGACGGCUGAUGCAGGGAGAUCAGAUCCUCUCGGUUAACGGCGAGGACGUUCGUUCAGCCACUCAAGAGUAUGUGGCCGCGCUGCUCAAGAGUUGUGCCGGUCCAAUCAGAUUGGAGGUGGGUCGUUUUAAGGCGGGGCCUUUCCACUCGGAGCGCCGUCUGUCUCAGAGCAGUCAGAUCAGCGAGACGGGCAGCGGGAAAGUCACUGCUGCUUUACAGGGAGACACCGAGAAAACAUACGGAUUGCUGGAUAGAGACGUCAGGACGGUUGAAUUCACAAAGGGCCCGUCAGACUCUCUGGGCAUCAGUAUAGCAGGAGGGGUCGGCAGUCCUCUGGGUGAUGUGCCCAUAUUCAUCGCCAUGAUGAACCCCAGCGGUCUGGCAGCUCAGACGCAGAAACUCUGGAUUGGAGACAGGAUUGUAUCUAUCUGUGGAGACUCGACUGAGGGAAUGACUCACAAUAAAGCUGUUUCACUGCUGAAGAACACGACAGGCAUCAUUCAACUACAGGUCGUUGCUGGCGAUACAACAGUGACUGGACCGUCAGCAGAGCAGACAGCAGGACUCACAGCCAGCAGCAUUUUUCACGAUGACCUGGGUCCUCCGCAGUGUAAGAGCAUUAGUUUGGAGCGAGGUAUUGGAUUUCACUACAAACACAAAUAA
This is a messenger RNA of Sinocyclocheilus grahami, 5325 nucleotides long. Its product is annotated as multiple PDZ domain protein-like. NCBI's taxonomy places the organism in Eukaryota, Metazoa, Chordata, Actinopteri, Cypriniformes, Cyprinidae. The transcript has 46 exons. Bases 1 to 5325 code for a protein of 1774 amino acids. Gene Ontology annotation, molecular function: protein binding. The record is from RefSeq and is a predicted model, not a curated record.